Messenger RNA from Acipenser ruthenus (sterlet), 1322 nucleotides. It is a transcript of the gene frg1, whose product is annotated as FSHD region gene 1. Gene Ontology annotation, cellular component: catalytic step 2 spliceosome; nucleolus; striated muscle dense body. Gene Ontology annotation, molecular function: actin filament binding. The transcript is spliced from 9 exons. NCBI's taxonomy places the organism in Eukaryota, Metazoa, Chordata, Actinopteri, Acipenseriformes, Acipenseridae. Bases 79 to 849 code for a protein of 256 amino acids. The record is from RefSeq and is a predicted model, not a curated record.
UUGUCCGUUCUAGGCUUCCGUUUGCAUCUUGUACGCUUACGUAAAUGUUUUGUUAUACGGUCAUUUGAGCUUUGCACGAUGUCUGAGUAUUCGCAUGUGAAAACAAGUAAACUUGUGCUAAAAGGAUCAAAAGACAAAAGUAAGAAAAAGAAGCAUAAAGAUAAGAAGAGAAAGCGUGACAAUGAAGCAGAAAAAUUGGAUAUCGUUGGUGGUUGGUGGGUCAUAAAAAAAUUUGGCGACAUCACAGGAACUGUAGCUGUAGAGAUGAACAGUAAUGCCUAUGUCCAUGCCUUAGAUACCGGACUGUUUACUCUUGGAGCACCACAUGGAGAUGAUGAAGGCCCUGAUCCUCCAGAACAGUUCACUGCCAUUAAACUAUCAGAUACCAGAAUUGCACUGAAGUCGGGCUAUGGCAAGUACCUUGGUAUAAAUUCAGAUGGACUUGUUAUUGGACGCUCAGAUGCAAUUGGAUCCAGAGAGCAGUGGGAACCUGUUUUUCAGGAUGGUAAAAUUGCUUUGAUGGCUGCAAAUAGUUGCUUUGUUUCCUAUAAUGACGAUGGGGAUAUAGUUGCUAAAAAGAAGGCUGCAGGAGAUGAGGAAAUGAUAAAGAUCCGCUCUUGUGCUGAAAGGGAAGCAAAGACAAAAGAAGGAAUUCCAGAUGAAGAUCUGGGGAAUGUCAAGAACUGUGAAAUCAAUUAUGUAAAGAAGUUUCAGAGUUUUCAGGAUCGCAAACUACGAGUAAAUGAAGGGGCCAGUGCAUCACUAAAGAAGGCAAGGAUAGAAGGACAUUUUCAUGAGACAUUAUUAGACAGGAGAGCCAAGAUGAAAGCAGACCGCUACUGCAAAUGAAAAACAAAAAAAUCUAUUUUUUUGGUUUCAACCACCAAACCAGAGUUUUUUUUUUGUUUGUUUGUUUUUUGUUUUUUAAGAAUAAUGUACAGUCUUAGAAUAAAACUAUGUGUUGUAUGCAAUCCUACAUUGUGCAUUCAACAUCCAUGCUUUUCAAUUACUUCAAGUCCCCUUUAAGCUUUUUUCAGGAGUGGGAAUAGACUAAAAUUGUCUGGGAGCAAGCCUGCAGCUACUGGAUUUAACACGUCAUAUGGUCUCUCCUGUGUGACAAGCUGCAGGCAUUAAAUGUAACGAGCACCUCAUCAGGUUAACUUAGUGUGAAUUACAAUGUUAAAGAUGACGUAUGAAAAGAAAUAAAACACAUUUAAUAGGAUUAACACAACAUAGAAAUGCAUGAAUGUAUUUAACUGCAGAAAUUGAGUAAUGGCAAUGUUUUCCAUUCAUUUUAAACUAUAAAAGAUUAUUACAAAGUA